ACUCAGGAAGUCAACAGGGGGGACCUGUUUACGAGACAUGGACAAUAUCCAGAUGGUCGUGAUCAUGGACAUAGAAUCCUUCCAGGAGUAUAUUGACAUGAGGAAAGACAUUGAGACAUUAAUAGCUGAGGAAAGAGCUGACAUCAUUUUGAAAUAUGCUACGGGCAGACGGGGUGAGGUCGAUAUUGACCCCUGGAAAGAUGCUGACUACAACCUCUAUAAAGUUAUCGAUCGCCUCGGCUUUAUGCAUGAAGAUGAGCUCCCUGUACCAACUACAAAUGAAGAAAAGCUGAAGCAACUAGAGUUAGAGCGAUCAAAGAAAUGGCUGAAGAUGAUCAAAAAGUGGGAUAAAUACAAAACCAGUGACAGGAUGGUGAAACGUGUGUACAAAGGCAUCCCUAUCCAGCUUCGAGGUCGCGUCUGGUCUCUGAUGUUGGAUGUGGAGAAAAUGAAAAAAGACAAUAAGGGAAAAUAUGAGGAAAUGAAGGAGCAAGCCAAACUGUACUCAUCGGAGAUCAAACAGAUUGACCUUGACAUCAACAGGACCUUCCGCAAUCAUAUCAUGUUCAUGGAUCGUUUUGGUGUCAAACAGCAGUCUCUCUUCAAUAUUCUGUCAGCAUAUUCUGCCUACAACACAGAAGUGAGUUAUUGCCAAGGCAUGAGUCAGAUUGCCGCACUACUACUCAUGUACAUGAACGAGGAAGAUGCCUUCUGGGCUCUGACACAGCUGCUGAGCAACCCAAAACACGCCAUGCAUGGAUUUUUUGUUCCUGGAUUCCCCAAGCUUCAGCGAUUCCAGGCACAUCAUGAUCAGAUCAUUUCCAAACUGAUUCCCAAACUAAAGAAACAUAUGGAUAAGGAACAGAUGUCUGCAGGCAUUUACAGCACUAAAUGGUUCUUGCAAUGCUUCAUUGACAGGACACCGUUUACUUUGACCCUUCGCCUUUGGGAUGUUUUCAUCCUGGAGGGAGAGAGGCUCCUCAUUGCCAUGUCUUACGCCAUCUUGAAGAUACAUAAAAAGCGUCUCUUGAAGAUGUCAUUAGAGGAGCUCCGAGAGUUCCUGCUGGAGCGACUUGCUCAAACCUUUUUUUACAGUGAUGACGUAGUCAUUGAACAGCUGCAGGCCUCGAUGACUGAAUUACGGAAGAUGAAGCUAGAUAUUCCUCCUCCAGGGAAGCCUGAAGAGUUGCCACGUAAGCCUUUGGGCCAGGAGCUGUCAGUGCUGCUGAGUCCACUGGAGGCCUCAGCCAGUGGUUAUCCCAAAGCAGGACUCACCAUCCACAUCAUAUCCAACCAACCAGAUUCAAUAUCUCCAGACCAGAGCCCCUCCAAAGACAUCAAUGAGCUACAUCCUGUUGAUGAUAACAAGGUCCCUCUUUCUUCCCCAGACCCCAUUGUUAUCCAUAGUCAGGCCCUGUAUACCUCAGAUGACUUCCCACUUACUGGCCCACCACCUUAUGAGCCCCCUAUAUGCCAGGCACCCAGAACUGCUGAUUGCCUCUCUAAGUCUUAUGAGUGGAGGGUCCAGGUGCAAACUGUUUACUCAGGACUCCCAGAUGUCCACUCGAACAACAAUCUCACUCCUGCGACUGUAAGCACUGACGGAUCCUCCAGCAGGGUCCUGAGGACUCAAUCGGAUUCUCUGUCCUCCAAUAGGACUCUGAACCAGGAUCAGCCUUGAACACUUGAUUCCCUUUUGUCUGACACCAAUUCAUUAUUGGUACUCUCCAUGUACUGUGCAUAAAAUUUUAACUGCUUUGUA
Messenger RNA from Syngnathoides biaculeatus (alligator pipefish), 1762 nucleotides. Its product is annotated as USP6 N-terminal-like protein. Lineage: Eukaryota; Metazoa; Chordata; Actinopteri; Syngnathiformes; Syngnathidae. The coding region runs from base 38 to 1681 and encodes 547 amino acids. The transcript is spliced from 14 exons. The record is from RefSeq and is a predicted model, not a curated record.